This is a messenger RNA of Manis javanica (Malayan pangolin), 3743 nucleotides long. The record is from RefSeq and is a predicted model, not a curated record. Lineage: Eukaryota; Metazoa; Chordata; Mammalia; Pholidota; Manidae.
GGCCCUACGCUGGGCGUGGGCCAACCUGCGAAUGCGCAGUGUGGCAGCACGCGAGAGCGCGGGAAGCGGGCUGGGUCGGCGCUAGCUCUUCGCCUUUGCUCGGUUGCGGAGGCUUGGCAAGUGGGUAGGUAAAAGAAAAGAUGCCUGCUACACAGAAGCCGAUGAGAUAUGGACAUACAGAGGGACACACAGAUGUCUGUUUUGAUGAUUCUGGGAGUUGUAUUGUGACUUGUGGAAGUGAUGGUGAUGUGAGGAUUUGGGAAGACUUGGAUGAUGAUGAUCCUAAGUCCAUUAAUGUUGGAGAAAAGGCGUAUUCAUGUGCUUUGAAGAAUGGGAAAUUGGUCACUGCAGUAUCUAACAACACUAUUCAAGUCUACACAUUCCCUGAAGGAAUUCCAGAUGGUAUAUUGACUCGCUUCACCACAAAUGCAAACCAUGUGGUCUUUAAUGGGGAUGGUGCAAAAAUUGGUGCUGGAUCUAGUGAUUUCCUAAUCAAAGUUGUGGAUGUGAUGGAUUGUAGCCAACAGAAAACACUUCAAGGACAUGAUGCCCCUGUUUUAAGUCUUUCUUUUGAUCCUAAGGAUGUCUUUCUGGCAUCAGCUAGUUGUGAUGGAUCUGUCAAAGUAUGGCAAAUUUCAGAUCAGGUAUGUGCUAUUAGUUGGCCACUGCUGCAAAAAUGCAAUGAUGUGAUAAAUGCAAAAUCAAUCUGCAGACUUGCUUGGCAGCCAAAAAGUGGGAAGUUACUUGCAGUUCCUGUAGAAAAAUCUGUUAAACUAUAUAGAAGAGAAACGUGGAAUAAUCAAUUUGAUCUUUCAGACAAUUUUAUCUCUCAGGCCCUGAAUAUUGUAACCUGGUCUCCUUGUGGGCAAUAUUUAGCUGCAGGGAGUAUUAAUGGUUUAAUUAUAGUUUGGAAUGUGGAAACCAAAGAUUGCAUAGAAAGGGUGAGACAUGAGAAAGUAUCUAGCAGAGUCGAAAAGGAUUACAGUGAACUUUUUGAUGGAGAUGAUACAAGUAAUGCUGGUGAUUUUCUAAAUGAAAAUGCAGUUGAGACCUCUUUUUCAAAAGGGAUUCUAAAUCAUGAGGAAGUGGCUGAUGAUGCCAUGCUGGCUUCUGGUCUUCCUAGACAGCAAAGUUUCCUCCUUUACAAAGAUGAAUCCCCAAUUGGUGUUCCAGGGCUAAAAACUGUUGCUUCUUUUCUUGAAGACGUGGAGGAAGAUGAUCAAGCAGGCACAGUUCACGAGCUACCACUUAGAACAUCCCAAAGGCCUUUUUAUGAUGGGCCUAUGCCAACUCCCCGGCAAAAGCCAUUCCAGUCAGGUUCUACACCCCUGCAUCUUACUCACAGAUUCAUGGUGUGGAAUUCUACUGGAAUUAUUCGCUGCUAUAGUGAUGAACAAGACAAUGCCAUAGAUGUGGAGUUCCAUGAUACCUCCAUACACCAUGCCAUACACUUACCAAACACUUUGAAUUAUUCAGUAGCAGAUCUUUCCCAUGAAGCUAUUUUGUUGGCAUGUGAAAGCACUGAUGACCUCGCAAGCAGGCUUCACUGCCUGCACUUUAGUUCUUGGGAUUCAAGCAAAGAGUGGAUGGUAGACAUGCCUGAGAAUGAAGAUAUUGAAGCACUGUGUCUUGGUCAGGGAUGGGCGGCUGCUGCCACUGGUGCCUUGCUCCUUCGAUUGUUCACUAUUGGAGGUGUUCAGAAAGAGAUCUUCAGUCUUCCUGGGCCUGUCGUGUCAAUGGCAGGACAUGGAGAACAGCUUCUCAUUGUUUAUCAUAGAGGUAGAUUUCCUCUAUUGUUCUAUAAUUUUACUGUGACCUGGUGCAUUCCUUGCAAAGGUGCUCAGUUUCCUCCCACCCUUCCACGCCCUGCUGUAGCUAUAUUACCCUUUAAACUUCCUUACUGUCAGACUGCAACAGAGAAAGGACAAAUGGAGGAACAAUUUUGGCGUUCAGUUAUGUUUCACAAUUACCUGGAUUAUUUAGCUAAAAAUGGUUAUGAAUAUGAAAAAAGCACUAAAAGUCAAGCAAUAAAAGAACAGCAGAGUCUUUUAAUGAAAAUGCUUGCGCUUUCUUGUAAACUGCAACGGGAAUUUCGUUGUGUGGAACUUGCUGAUCUAAUGACUCAAAAUGUUGUGAAUUUUGCAAUUAAAUAUGCUUCUCGUUCUCGGAGAUUAAUAUUGGCCCAAAGACUUGGUGAGCUGGCUGUAAAGAAGGCGGCAGAAUUGGCAAUAACCCAGGUGGAAGGGGAGGAGGACUUCAGAAACAAGUUGGGUGCUGGUUACAGUGAUAGUGCUACAGAGGGGAGCCAGCCAUGGUGCCAAACUCAGGUUGAGAAAGAUGCAGAGGACAGUGGAGAAACUGAUGAUGUAGAAGAAAAGCCAGAAACACAGAAGCCUGGACAGAACCCAUUUUCCAAAAGUGCAAAUUCCUCUGAUGUGCCAGCUAUUAAGUCAGUUACCUCUAGCAACCAAGGACGAGUAAACCCCUUCAAGGUAACAGCUAAUUCCAAAGAGUCAGCUGUUUCAGUGAAUUUAGUACGUUCAACUAAUAUUUUAGACAAUAUGGACAAAUCAUACAAGAAGUCUGCUGCACUUAGUCGAGCUACGAACAGUGAAAAGUCUCCAGUUAUAAAGCCUCUAGUUCCAAAGCCAAAGUCUAAGCAGCCAUCUGCAGUAUCCUAUUUCCAGAAAAAAACUUCCCAAUCUGAUAAGACUGAGGAAAUGAAAGAAGAAAAUCCUAAAAAUUCAUCUUCUGAAGCCCCAUCUUUGUGUUCUCAAAACACUGAAAACCAAAGGCCAAAGACUGGAUUCCAGAUGUGGCUAGAAGAAAACAGAAGUGAUAUUUUGUCUGACAAUCCUGACUUUUCAGAUGAAGCAGACAUAAUAAAAGAAGGAAUGAUUCGAUUUAGAGUAUUGUCAGCUGAAGAAAGGGAGGCAUGGACUACCAAGGCCAAAGGAGGAACUUCAGUUAAUGGAACUGAAGCAAAGAAGCGAAAACAUGUUGUCGAAGAAAGUCAUGAAGCUGAAAACCAGAAAGAAAAAGCAAAGGAGAAUCUGAAUUUGCCUAAAAAGCAAAAACCUUUAGAUCUUUCUACCAACCAGAAACUGUCAGCUUUUGCAUUUAAGCUGGAAUAGAGUAAGGAAGUGACCCUAGGAAAGUAUUGGCUUUUUACUCAAUCUUUGAUGAGUCUGGACUUUUGUUUUCUUUUUUUGUUUUUAAUCUUUAGGAAACUCCUUAUAUAUUUUUAAAAGAGCUUAAAGACAACUGUUUUAUAAGAUAAUAGAGUAAUGAUACUGGUAUAGGUAACUGAGCAUGUGUAAAAACUAUCAUCUCUGCAGAUUGCUCUGCCCCCAAAUGGAAGCCAUUCAGAAGCAUUCUGAUUGAGGUCACUGACUUCAGGUCAAUGGCAUGUACCAAUGGAAAGUAAUUUUAUUUUGCAUAUUACCUUCAAAAUUACCAAAAUAAAACUUCUGAGCAUUGAAGUACCUCCUAGGGGCUUCCUCGUUUGUUAUGUUGUGGAUUGGGAAGUGCUGCAACAGUCUUCUUUCCAAGUGUGUCACUUUGGGCUGCUCUUUCUGUGUCUGGACUGGACCGAGGAGGCUGUGUUUCUAAUAUGGGCCCUAAACAUGUUAAAUUAUUUUGUAGAUGAGACUGUUUUGGGAAUUUUUUCCUAGUUGACUUUCAGUUGUCUGUCUGUACAGCCUGGUUUUUUAACAAAUAAAACUUUCACAUUUACAUAUUUA